AUGAAGCCUAAUAGAAAAAAUGGCCUGAUCACAAAUACUCGACACCAGAAGGAUUUAAACCAUGCUAACUCGACCCAGAAACCAUAUGAACUAGAUCAGCAAUGUGUCUCUAGGUCACCACAUAAUCUUACAUUCAGUGCCAACGGAUCAAUUGAGACUAACGUCCAAGGGUUGGUGAAAGAAAACGAUCGGCCAAAAGUGGUCCUCCACAAUACGCAAUCUCUUGACAUGAAUCAACAAGUUUCUAAUUCCAAGACACCUUUUGCCCUUGAGCAACCCUCCGAAAUUAAAUCCAUCAACUCAAAGCUUCGCCCAACAGCUCCACAGAUCAGUUCAAGAGCUGCUGAGCUUAAGGCACAGUUGCUUGCGCGACGUGCUAGCUCCGUAAAUUCGCAGAAUAGGAAGUCAAGUCCUAACCUCACUACGAGUGGUGGGAAGCAGGAUCUACCUGCACGACCAAGCCCGAAAAUUAAAAAUCCCAAAGGAAAUUCAUCCGCCAAGAAGGAUAAAAAGGAGCUAAAUCUCAAUGAACUUAUCUUACAAUAUUCAGUCUCUGAACCUGCAGCUGAGCUGAAAUCUAACACCAAAGAACCUGCUAGAUCACCCCCAAAAUCUAAUAAUACCAAUGUAGAACCAAUGAUUCAAGAAUUGGUAGAAAAUAAUGAGCCUUCACAAAAAAAAAAUCUGACUAGUCAAGAGCCACUUACUGUCACAGAAAUUAAAGAUGACCUUCAGAAUAUACAGAAAGACUAUCAUGCAGACAUUGAACUCAAGGGAGCAGCCUCAGAUGCCUCUGAAGGCGAGAUUUUUGAGGAUGCGGAUACAGAAAAACAAGAACCUGAUUUACCCAAGCUAAUAGAUAAGAAGGAUAGUACAAAUAUCACGAGAUCUAGCGAUAACUCGUCCAGAAAUCAUCAUGGAGACACUCCGAUUGAUGUUCCUCAAUAUCGAGUCUUGGAAAAGGUUGGGAUUCGGCACAGUCCUCAUCCAGCUCCUUCAUUACAUUCGACACCAACAAUUCAGAAUAACAGGAUUGCAGAGACUGAUUAUCAUAGACAGAAGCAACCAUACUCAAUCGAGCAAAGUUAUGAGAUUUCUCAAAACCAAAAUUCAGGGAAACAAGAGCAUUUUCAACCUCCUCACUCGGGAUAUUAUAACAUGUCUGAAGUAAAAAUAGGAUUUGCUCGAGCUGAAAAUAGCAGAGAAAGGCUAAUCCCAGAGCCCAGACCAAUUUUCCCAUCACUUAUUGAUGAAUCUGUUCCUCAUAAUGCUGACUUGAGAGAAUGGCUAGAAAUUACCGGAUUUCACGAUGCACAGUACCGAAACAAAAUCUUAUCUCGACGAAGAGCUAUAGCGGCGCUCGAUGCUCAGAAAGAAAGGUUGCUUGCAGAAAUCGAAUCUGAGGUGCGAGGAAGUUUACCAACCGCCCUCAGAGCUCAGUUACCACCUUCAUCUAUGCUGCCUCCACCAAUACCUCGCUACAAGGCAGAGCACCAAAAUGAAACCAUAACAACGGAUACCACCACACCUCCUAUAAAUGAUGACUUCUACCGUGUAUCAUCGAAUAAACGUUUCUACAGUCAGAGUCAAGAGCCCCGGAUAGAUACUGGCCCUAGUAAGGUAGCGCGAAUUCAUGAAAAAAAUUAUGGCCCAAAAGUAAGGGAAGAGGAGAUUUUUGAUGACUGUCGCUCUAGGUUUGGUGGAUAUAGUAUCACCAAUCCGUAUAGCUUUAACCGCCAUGAUUGUGUAGUCCCACGCUAUCGCUUGAUGAGCUCAUCUAGCUUUCGCAAUUAUAACAAUUCGCAGGAAUGUUUAGUAGAUGAGCACAGGAUACCAACUCGUUUUGCAGUUUACGAAAACGAUUUCUAUGACGACGAAGAUAUUUCUGAAACUGGAUCUCGACCAGUUGAAGUGCGUGGAAAUUAUAGAGGUCGCUCAUUUGAUCCAAACCAUCGUGGCCGCGGACGGGGACGGGGACGAGGUGACUUACAAGAACUUCGCGGAAGUCCUGAACCGAGGCUUGGAGUUCCUUCUAGCACCAGAACAUCAAAUGGAAAGCCUAACAGGAACUUUACUGGCGGUAGUAGAGGAUCUAGAGGAGGUCUUUCGUAA
Messenger RNA from Blumeria graminis f. sp. triticale, 2112 nucleotides. The record is from the annotation of a GenBank genome assembly. NCBI's taxonomy places the organism in Eukaryota, Fungi, Ascomycota, Leotiomycetes, Helotiales, Erysiphaceae.